Bipolaris maydis ATCC 48331 is the source of this 756-nucleotide messenger RNA. RefSeq lists its product as uncharacterized. The record is from RefSeq and is a predicted model, not a curated record. Lineage: Eukaryota; Fungi; Ascomycota; Dothideomycetes; Pleosporales; Pleosporaceae.
AUGUCGCAAAAUACGUUGAUACUCGCAAACAAGGUCGCUGUCAUCAGCGGCUCCAGCCUUGGGAUAGGCGCAGAAAUCGGGAGGGAACUAGCCUCCCGUGGUGCGCACAUUCAGGAAGCCGAGGCCCUUGCGGCAAGUCUACCAACCAAGAGCAUCGCUUUUGAAGCGGACAUAUCAACAACAGAUGGCCUAAAUAUACUUGUACAGGAAGCUUUGAAGGCGUACGACAGAAUUGACAUUUUGGUCAAUAAUGCUGCACUCGCGGUGAACAAGCCAUUUGAAGAUCAAACACUGGAGGAUUGGGACCUGUUUGUUAACCUCAUCGGACGCGGUACCUUUCUACUUACCCAAGCUACCUUACCUCACGUGCCAAGGGAAGGUGGUGGAAGGAUCGUCAACAUUGUUUCAAUCGCGGCUCGAGAAGCACCGCCGAUGCAAACUAUCUAUGCCGGAAGCAAGGGCAUGGUGGAUAGCUUCACCAAAGUAUGGGCGAAAGAGCUUCCCUCCAAAUACGGCAUCAUGGUAAACGCCGUCAGCCCAGGACCUACCAUGACCGAAGGUUUCGCAAAAGCUGGGCAGUCGUUCAUGGAAAUGAUGCGACCUGCGAUAGAAAAAACGCUAGUUGAAGGUCGAUGGAAAAAACCUGAGGAAAUUGUCUUUGCUGUAGGCUUUCUGUGUGAGCCGCGGGCCAGUUGGAUUAAUGGUUUGCCUCUGAUCAAGACGGAGGCCUCUUCAUCGACUGAGUCGGUGAAUUAG